UCACCCAACAUUGAAAUGGAUGAACACACUUUCAUGCUCAACAGAGAAACAGCUGUGGAGUACUUGAACUCUUUGGACAGGGUCUUUGUAAACGACCAAUUUCUGAACUGGGAUUCUGAAAAUAGAAUCAGAGUGCGGAUUGUCUCUGCAAAGGCCUAUCAUUCAUUGUUCAUGCACAACAUGUGUAUCCGACCUACUCCUGAAGAGCUCGAGAAUUUCGGUACUCCAGACUUCACUAUAUACAAUGCCGGUCAGUUCCCCUGUAACAAAUACACUCAGUACAUGACAUCCUCUACUAGCAUAAACAUCAACCUUGCUCGAAAGGAAAUGGUCAUCCUUGGCACCAUGUACGCCGGGGAAAUGAAGAAAGGCCUUUUUAGUUUAAUGCACUAUCUCAUGCCUAAACGACGCAUCCUCUCAUUACAUUCUGGCUGCAACAUGGGGAAAGAUGGAGAUGUUGCCAUUUUCUUUGGAUUGUCAGGCACUGGAAAGACAACUCUAUCUACGGAUCACAAUAGGUACUUAAUUGGAGAUGAUGAACACUGCUGGGGUGAGAAUGGUGUAUCAAACAUUGAAGGCGGUUGCUAUGCUAAGUGCAUUAAUCUAUCAAGGGAGAAUGAGCGGGAUAUCUGGAAUGCCAUCAAGUUUGGCUCUGUGCUGGAAAAUGUCAUAUUUGAUAAGCACACACGAGAGGUGGAUUAUAAUGAUGGUUCUAUUACAGAGAACACUCGAGUAGCCUAUCCCAUUGAGUACAUCCCCAACGCAAAGAUACCAUGUGUUGGUCCUCAUCCUACGAAUGUGAUCCUUUUGGCUUGUGACGCAUUUGGUGUACUCCCACCUGUGAGCAAGUUAAACCUGGCACAGACCAUGUACCAUUUCAUCAGUGGCUACACUGCCUUGGUUGCUGGAACUGAAGAGGGUGUCAAGGAGCCACGAGCGACAUUCUCGGCUUGCUUUGGUGCUGCAUUUUUGAUGUUGCAUCCUACCAAGUACGCAGCAAUGCUGGCUGAGAAGAUGCAGAAGCAUGGUGCAACUGCAUGGCUGGUUAACACUGGCUGGUCCGGUGGAAGGUACGGAUCCGGAAAGCGCAUCAAGCUAGUUCACACCCGGAAAAUUAUUGAUGCCAUACACUCCGGCAGCCUCUUGAAUGCUAAGUACAAGAAGACUGAAGUGUUUGGACUUGAGAUCCCCGAUGAGGUUGAGGGAGUUCCUAAAGAGAUACUAGAUCCUGUGAACACUUGGUCGGACAAGAAGGCAUACCAGGAAACACUGCUGAAGUUGGCUGGCCUGUUCAAGAUCAACUUCGAGACUUUCACAGACUAUAAGAUUGGCAAGGACAACAAGCUGACCGAAGACAUCCUCGCAGCUGGUCCGAAAUUUGAGUGAACUUGUGGUUGUUGCAGUGGAGAAUAAGAU
Argentina anserina (silverweed cinquefoil) is the source of this 1416-nucleotide messenger RNA. Its product is annotated as phosphoenolpyruvate carboxykinase (ATP) 2. Lineage: Eukaryota; Viridiplantae; Streptophyta; Magnoliopsida; Rosales; Rosaceae. The coding region runs from base 16 to 1386 and encodes 456 amino acids. Gene Ontology annotation, biological process: gluconeogenesis. The transcript is spliced from 8 exons. Gene Ontology annotation, cellular component: cytosol. The record is from RefSeq and is a predicted model, not a curated record. Gene Ontology annotation, molecular function: ATP binding; phosphoenolpyruvate carboxykinase (ATP) activity.